AUGGGCAAACGCCGAGUUGGGGGUAACUCCCGUGUCCUCCGCAAGAAGAAGGUUAGGGGCGCUAAAAAGGGUAGCUGUUUGGAUUCCGUUGCUGCUGUGAUUGCGGCUGCUCGUGGGGUCAAAACUGUGCCAUUGAGAAUAAAAAAGAUGACUGGCCACAAGCGGUCAGGUAAACGCGAUCAAGACGUUUUUGCAGCCUUGCGGACGGAGCGUAGCAAACUCCUAAAGCGGCAAGCGGCCGAACGGAUGGUGCUAAAGGAACACACACGUGAACUGGAGGCGCGACGGCAGAGGAUUAGGAAGGGUGAAGAUGCCAAGAUGGAGCGGCGGGAAUUAGGGAAGUACAUUCGGCAGUUGCAAAAGGAACAGGAGGAAAAACACCGGAAGGAACUCGGUGCUAUUGAGGAAGCUAUCCUGUUGCGAACAGGUAAAAAAGCUAUUAAUAAGAUAUGCCAACAUGAAGAAUGGGAAGAUAUUGAUGACGACGAUGAAGAGGGGGUUGGAGAGCAUGAGCUCCAUGAGAUGUUUGCACACUUGACCACAUAG
Messenger RNA from Trypanosoma brucei brucei TREU927, 546 nucleotides. RefSeq lists its product as hypothetical. The record is from RefSeq and is a predicted model, not a curated record. Lineage: Eukaryota; Euglenozoa; Kinetoplastea; Trypanosomatida; Trypanosomatidae. Bases 1 to 546 code for a protein of 181 amino acids. The transcript has a single exon.